This is a messenger RNA of Rotaria socialis, 441 nucleotides long. Lineage: Eukaryota; Metazoa; Rotifera; Eurotatoria; Philodinida; Philodinidae. The record is from the annotation of a GenBank genome assembly.
AUGAGUUCAUCAAGCAAUACGACUGGGAGUAAUUCAUCAGCAUCGUCCAGAAACACAUCUCGAUUAAGUGCAACUUCAUCCGAACGAGUAUCUAUGGCUUUUAUCAAACGAGCUCUUACACCAACAGCAAGCUGGACUCAUAAGGAAGAAUUCCUUGAUGCUGUUUAUUGGCUUCGCCAAGUGUUAAGUAUUAUCAUUGGUGUUAUACUAGGUGCAUUGUCCAUCAAAGGUCUAUUGGGCAUGAUCAUAUUUGCUGCUAUUAGUUCGUUGAUUGUUUUUAUUUAUGCUUCAAAUGUGCAAAAUGUUGAUCCAGAAGAAUAUGGUGGAAUGAUUGAAAUAAUAAAAGAAGGUUUUAUGACUGCUUUAGCAACGUUUCUUGUUUCUUGGAUUGUACUCUAUUCAGCAUUUAACGAGCCGAAGUCAACUAUACCUACCAUAUAG